Messenger RNA from Hyposmocoma kahamanoa, 1496 nucleotides. RefSeq names its product transmembrane protein 208. The record is from RefSeq and is a predicted model, not a curated record. Gene Ontology annotation, cellular component: intracellular membrane-bounded organelle. The transcript has 4 exons. Gene Ontology annotation, biological process: vacuolar protein processing. The coding region runs from base 103 to 621 and encodes 172 amino acids. Lineage: Eukaryota; Metazoa; Arthropoda; Insecta; Lepidoptera; Cosmopterigidae.
AAUUGUAACAUGAAGAACAUAUGAACAACACAAAUUAGUUUAAGUAAAUUAUUUAAUUAAAAUCAAUAGCUUCAAAACUUUGCACUUACUUAAACAGAAGUCAUGCCUCCUCCUCAAAAAGGUAAGGCACCUACCAAAGGUGCCAAGCAGAUUUUGGUGGAGAAUGCUGCCACUGUCAACUUCUACCGUAACAUGGCUUUAGGAGCAGCUAGUUUUUAUGCUGUCUUAACUGCUGCUCUCUACUAUGAUAGUCUCACUACUGGUAUCAUUUUUCUCAAUGUGCUGAUACUGUCAAUAAAUAUAGGAUGCUAUCAAAUGAUGAGGUACAUCAGUCGGCCAAUAUACUCAGAUAAUACUCAACUUGUUGACCCUGGACUUGACCUGAAUAUGGAAGGUGGCAUGGGGGAACACGUUAAAGACAUUGUCAUACUGUCUUCUAUAACUCACGUCCUAGCAGUAGUUUCCAAUUAUUUCUGGUUGUUGCUGCUGCUACUGCCCAUCAGAGCACUUUGGCUGCUUUGGGUCAACAUUCUUGGACCAUGGUUCUUUCAAGAGGCCCCUCAAGACACAGAACAAGACGAAAAGAAGAAAAAACGUAAAAUGCGACGUCAUCAUCAGUAGAUUUCUAUUUAUUUCGUUAUUAGUUUUUUAUUUCACUUGUCAAGAUUAAAUAGUGCUGACCGCUGUCCCAUUUGAGGUAAAUGUAGAAUAAUCUGCCAGCACCGGACGCGACGCCUUAAUAAGUGUAGAAUUCUUUUAUAUAAAAUAAAUAAAUAAAUUAUACUUAAAUUUAUCAAUUUUGUAUGCUGCUGUGUCAUAGAAAGCUGCUGGACUGCCACGCAGAGGUCCUGGGUUCGAUUCCCGCGCCGGAAGAAAUAUUUGCAUGGCCUACAUUUAUUUCUCUCGUGAAUUUAGGUGUAAUUAGUGUUUGUCUAUAUGUGUGUCCAUGGCACCCGCGAUACAGGGUUUCCCUAGUGCGGGCCAUUUGGGUGUGCGUUAUUAUUAUUUAUAGGCCAGUGGUUGAGUGCAUACACACUAUACAAUGUGAAGCAUUGACUGUGAAAUAUUCGUAAUUCCAAGGGACAUAGUAUAAUAAGAACAAUACUGCAACUCCAUACAAAAUGUAGCUGCGCUACUUAUAUGUGUAUACAAGACUCGACUCCACUUUACAGGACUCUACUGAAAAAUUAAGACUAGGGGUUCGAGUAUUUAUGAAUAAGACAAGUCGUUAUAUUGGAUUGGCACAGCUAGCACGCACUCGUACGCCUCUCGCUCAUCCACUCGCACGCAUUCCCAUUUCGUAAACAUACUCCCAUAAUCUAGAAACCAAUCCUGGUAAUAAAAAUAAAAAAAAUAUCAAUAUACGUACAUAUUGCAUUUAACAAAGAUUAUUUCAAUAUAGCACGGAAACACUUCUAAAUACUAUACGUUUUUUGAAAUUAUGUUUACAACCUGUAGGUACAGGUACAACUAACAUAAUAAUGUGACAACACUAC